Heterocephalus glaber (naked mole-rat) is the source of this 1693-nucleotide messenger RNA. RefSeq names its product dihydrouridine synthase 1 like (gene Dus1l). Gene Ontology annotation, biological process: tRNA processing. The record is from RefSeq and is a predicted model, not a curated record. NCBI's taxonomy places the organism in Eukaryota, Metazoa, Chordata, Mammalia, Rodentia, Bathyergidae. Gene Ontology annotation, molecular function: flavin adenine dinucleotide binding; tRNA dihydrouridine synthase activity.
CGGCUGAGCCUGGUCCUCUCGGUCCAUCAGUGUGGAGACCAUGCCCAAGCUUCAGGGCUUCGAGUUCUGGAGCCGCACCCUGGGGGGCGCCCGCCACGUAGUGGCACCCAUGGUGGACCAGAGCGAGCUGGCCUGGAGGCUCCUGAGCCGUCGCCACGGGGCACAGCUCUGCUACACCCCCAUGCUGCACGCCCAGGUCUUCGUGCGCGAUGCCAACUACCGUAAGGAGAACCUGUACUGCGACGUGUGCCCUGAGGACCGGCCGCUCAUUGUGCAGUUCUGUGCCAAUGACCCAGAGGUGUUUGUCCAGGCGGCUCUCCUGGCUCAGGAUUACUGUGAUGCCAUCGACCUGAACCUGGGCUGCCCACAGAUGAUAGCCAAGAGGGGUCAUUAUGGUGCCUUCCUACAGGAGGAGUGGGACCUGCUCCAAAGAAUGAUUCAGCUGGCCCAUGAGAAGCUCUCUGUUCCUGUCACGUGCAAAAUCCGUGUCUUCUCUGAGAUUGACAAGACCGUGAGGUACGCCCAGAUGCUGGAGAAGGCUGGCUGCCAGCUGGUGACUGUGCAUGGGCGCACCAAGGAGCAGAAGGGGCCCCUGUCAGGAGCAGCGUCCUGGGAGCACAUUAAGGCUGUGCGGAAGGCUGUGGCCAUCCCUGUGUUUGCCAAUGGGAACAUCCGAAGCCUGCAGGAUGUGGAGCGGUGCAUCCAGGACACAGGCGUGCAGGGGGUCAUGAGUGCGGAGGGCAACCUGCACAACCCUGCCCUGUUCGAGGGCAGGAGUCCUGCAGUGUGGGAGCUGGCAGAGGAGUACCUGGACAUUGUGCGGCUGCACCCGUGCCCGCUGUCCUGUGUCCGGGCCCACCUCUUCAAGCUGUGGCACCACACGCUGCAGGUGCACCAGCAACUUCGAGAUGAACUCGCCAAAGUGAAGACCCUGGAGGGCAUUGCCGCCGUGAGCCAGGCACUGAAGCUUCGGUGUCAGGAGGACAUGUCCAGGCAGGAGGAGGGAGCGCAGCCGGCAGGCGACUUGCCUUUCUUCCACUGGAUCUGCCAGCCCUAUGUCCGGCCGGGGCCCAGGGAAGGGAGCAAGGAGAACAGUGGUGGCUGCAGCAAGCGAGCCCUGGAGGAAGAGGAGGCCAGCACGGAUGGCCUGUCCAAGAACAAGCAGAAGAAGCAGCUGAGGAACCCCCACAAGACCUUUGACCCCUCUCUGAAACCAAAAUACGCCAAGUGUGACCAGUGCGGAAACCCGAAGGGCAACAGGUGUGUGUUCAACCUGUGCCGCGGCUGCUGCAAGAAGCGUGCCUUCAAGGAGACCGCGGACUGCCCAGGUCACGGACUGCUUUUUAAAACCAAGCUGGAGAAGUCUCUGACCUGGAAGGGGACGCAGCCCGGGCGGCAAGAGCCCCCACAGGUGGGGUCUGGAGCACCAGGCGCCUUCUCUGAAGUCAUGGGCAGCGCCCUGGCCUGAGGCGGCCGCAGGAGCCACCCACACCCAGGACUGAUGAAGCCCGGACACUUCGCACUAAGAACAUGCCUUUACUCAGGGAACCUCCUGCUAUCCAACACAAGGGACGCAUGACAUCCUCCCUGGCCUGUGCUGGGGCCUGCAGUGCUGCACUAGGGGCAGCCCCAAGCUAGGCCUGCCCUGUCCUCACACUUCUGUUUUCAAAAACAAUAAAUCAUUGCAAAGGUA